AUGGAAGCUGGCCAGGCAGGCCAUCAACAAUGGCUGCAACAGGAACUGCGCAAGCUGCCUACCUCGGAAAUGCAGAGCAUUAGCAUUUGGCUGCAACAGGUGUUGCAGGCUCGCCUUCAGGCAGAGGCCGGCCAGGGCUCAGCAAACGCCGAGGCAGCUACUGCUCCUACACCGGCGGUGGCCAGCGCCGAGCCCCGUGAGAAGCCUCCGGCGUCCGGCCGAGCCCCGAACGGUGCCAGCAUCGGGGAGGCAGCCCAGAAAGAGACGAGCCGAGACACAGCUAGUACGAAAGAGCCUGCCAAGGUGAUGCAUGUCCCCAUGCAGGUAGAUCCUGCGAAAUCACCAGAAGGAAGGCAGACUGCCGACAUUCAGAGCAGCGCGAACACUCAGAGCCAAGACUCCAGGGAGAGGACCAAAGAGGCGAAGGAUCGCAGCUCCAAGGAGCCAGAGGCCAAGAGCACAACGGACACCAAGAAGGAGUUGCCGGCUUCUACACCAUCGGCCCUCAAUGGAACCUCGACGGAGGCAUCUCGAGGCCACAAACAGCGAAGCCGCAGUCGGAGUCGCUCUCCCAAGGCCCCCCCAGCACGCAGCGACACGCCACAAACCGGGCGGGAGCCUACUAACAGCGCCCCAAAGCCGCAGCCCACUCCCGCCGAUACAGCAUCGCCAGAGGGAAGCGCAGUCUCUGCGCUUGACAAAGAGCACACCGAACUGAAGAGUGCAUUGUGGGCUGCUUUCAGUGCAGCGAGUGAUGUCCGCACAAAGGUGACGCAGGUGGAGCAGAACUUGAACCUGAUACAGAUGCAGUUGCACCAGGCCACCCAGAAAUCAGAAGAGGCGCUCAUAGGCGUGCGACACUGGUCUGGCAUGGUGGAGCAGUGCCGAAUGGAGCAUGCAGCUCUUAAUACACCGUUCUAUGAGCCCCACUUCGCCGCGCAGGCGCAGCAGCGUCUGGCCACGGCAAUGCAAAGCCACAGCUUCGCCGUGCAGUCAAGUGAGCGCCUGCAACAGCACCGCAAAACUGCAGAAGCAGCGGUCAAAGAUGCGGCGGAUGCUGUCACCACGGCCCAGGAGGAACUGCGCGUAUCGGGCAAAGAGGUUGAGGAUGUCGUUGAAAGAGCUGAAGACUUCCUGAAGAGAAACUUGGACCACCUGCCCCAGGUUGUUGAUCCAUGUGGACUAGAUGCUUCCCCGUCCGGCCUCUCCGAUUCCUGGUUCAUUGGGGCACCGUCGGGUAACGGAAGCGUGGGCUCCUCUGUAAUGAGGCAGAUUGGAUGGCGCAAGGUGCACGAUAAGCACGAAAGUCUCAUGCCAGGAAUGCCCGGCAUGAUGCCGAUGUCGAUGCACCCUUUGCCGGACUUCCAGCAGCGCCCAGACUUCCAGCAGCGCGUCAUGACAAUCGAGGACUCCAAGCCGAAGGAGGAGGACCAGCCAAAUGAACUGUUCGGAGAGGAGGAUCAUGACCUUCAAUCGACUGCGGCAUUCAACCCCUUCCCGGAGAGUGGUCAGGCGCACGCAGUAAGUCGCGCUUUGCAAGAAAUAGGUCUUUUAUAG
Messenger RNA from Symbiodinium necroappetens, 1557 nucleotides. The record is from the annotation of a GenBank genome assembly. Lineage: Eukaryota; Dinophyceae; Suessiales; Symbiodiniaceae.